Xiphias gladius (swordfish) is the source of this 3148-nucleotide messenger RNA. RefSeq names its product beta-1,3-galactosyltransferase 8 (gene b3galt8). The transcript has a single exon. Gene Ontology annotation, molecular function: N-acetyl-beta-D-glucosaminide beta-(1,3)-galactosyltransferase activity. Lineage: Eukaryota; Metazoa; Chordata; Actinopteri; Istiophoriformes; Xiphiidae. Gene Ontology annotation, cellular component: membrane. The coding region runs from base 110 to 1069 and encodes 319 amino acids. The record is from RefSeq and is a predicted model, not a curated record.
GCGGUGCUACUUCCUGGAAUCUUCUUGUGUUAUGUCGGACUUGUAACUCGUGAGAAAGGCCCCGCGCCAAAACGCGCUGGUGAAGUAAAGAAGAGUCUCGCUGGAGGCAAUGAGGACAACCUACUCCUGGAGGUUAGUCAGGUUACUGACCGUUUCAGCUGUUCUCGUCCUGUCUGCCCAGCUCUUAGUGAGUAGCCUGAGCAAACAUCUACCAAAGCCAAGCCCCCUUACUGUGGUGGAGGACAGGCUCCUGUCCCCUGAAACAUACCAGUAUAUUCUCAACCAGCCCGCGGUAUGCAGGGACAGAAGCCCCUUCCUGUUUUUUAUGGUCCCAGUUGCCCCUGAGGAGGCUGCAGCAAGAGAGGCCAUCAGGAACACAUGGGGUGCUCCAGGUCAGGACACCCUCACUCUGUUCUAUAUGGGGCUCGUUGGGGGGGGGCAGGUGUCAAGCAUCCAGGGCAAGCUGGAGGACGAGAGUAGGAAACAUGCAGACAUCAUCCAGAUGAACUUCCAGGACAGUUACCAGAAUCUGACAAUCAAGAUCAUGAUGAUGAUGAACUGGCUGGCAACCUACUGCCCAAACGCCUCCUACGUCAUGAAGGUGGACGCUGACAUCUUUGUGAAUGUGUUCUACCUCAUCAGUUGGCUGAGGGGCUCUGCACGGCAGGGCUUCAUCACAGGAUCAGUGAUAAGCGAUGGCAGGCCGAGGAGGGACAGUAAUAGCAAGUGGUAUCUAUCAGAGGAGGAGUACCCUGAAGACAGUUUCCCCCCAUACGUGUCUGGAGCUGGGUAUGUCUUCUCUGCAGACCUGGCCGGCAGGAUCUCCUGGGCGUCCAGGUUCGUCCGGAUGGUGUCUAUGGAGGAUGUCUAUGUGGGGUUAUGUCUGCGUGUGCUCGGUGUCCGGCCGGUGUAUUCCCUCGGCCUGCUGACCCUCAGGAAUCUGUUUGAAAUAAGAAAUCUAGAGUACAACAGGUGCACCUUUGCCAAACUCAUCAUUGUGAACGGGUUUAAGCCAUCGAAGCUGCUGCAUGUUUGGCAGGAUUUCUCCAAAGGCCAUAGCAGCUGCUGACAGUACAGUUUACCGAGUGCCUCACAGUUAAGACUAACAUGGGAACUUGAAGCAAGGUUGAAAAUAACGAAAUAGUAGCCUGGUAUAAAGGAAAGAAAGCCAUUACAUACACAGCCAUGGGGUGGGGAUGUUCAGGUUACAGGGUGAUGGUGUAUAGUAGUAUUAGGAAACAUUAUUCAAAUAUUCAAAUGAAACUAGCAGAGAAUCACUCUCUAAUCAAAUCUUUAAACUUAAACUCUCUGGUUGCACCUUCUGUGAUUCGAUGACUUGCUGCGUGUCUUUCUUUUUAUAAUAGCUUUACUUCAAGAUCUUUGUGGUCAUAUUCGGUUUACCAUCCCGCAAGAGAAGCAACAGAUCCUCACAACUGAGAAGCUGGAACUAGAGAUUUCUGGCUCUAAUUGAAUGUCAGGCAAUGUAACAAAUAGGUCACUACAGAAAAAAUUGGUCGACUCAUCAAUUAGGUGAUUCACAAAAAAACCUAACCACGUUAUCAAUUAUAAAAGUAGUUGUUAAGCCAUUUAACAAGGAAAUAUGCUGAAAACAUGCUGGUUGCAGCCUCUUAAAUACAAGUAUUUGCUGCCUUUGGAAUUUGAUAACAUCAUAAACUGACAUUUUAUAGACUAAACAAUUAAUCAAAAAAAAAAAAGAACAAUCAACGAAGUAAUCAGAAAUGAAAAUUAGCCAGUUAUUUCCUCAAAGAAUUGAUUAAUCAUUUGGCCCAAAAAAUGGCAGAGGACAGUGAAAAGUUACCAUCACAGUUCACCAGAGUCCAAGGGGAGGUUUUCAGAUGGCUUAUUUUGCCUGAGCAGCAGUUCCGAAUAUGCGGGUUACAGUCGCAUCAGUAACAUCAAAGACCAGAUAACCUCUCACUCUCUGCAGCUGAAUACUGCUCUGAAAUUCCUCUCCUGUUCCAUGGUAUAAUAUUUUGUGCAACUGUGAAGCACCUUGUGGCUCUGGUUUUGAAAGGUGCUAUGGAAAUGAAUUUUGCUUAAAUACACAAUAUAAAAUACAAUAAAAAAUGCAGCAAAUCAGCCAAUUUAAAUAGUCAAAAUAAGUUGCUUUUUUUUUUUUGUUAUUUGACAAAAUUUAGAGUGAAAGUUAUUGUUGGCUGCAUUAAAUGGGUGCCAGCCUGACUGCAGAGGAGGCAACACUCUUUUGGACCUAUUUACUGCAGGCAAUCAAGGUGCUUCAACUUCUUGAUCCGAAAUGCUGGAAAAGUCGCAAAAAGUCAUAUUUUAAGUAAUGUACCACGGGUAUGUCCUAGUGGAGGUGUGGAGAGGACAUCAUGUAUCCUAGAUUUUUAUUUACACCAAAGACUGUUUUGUAAGUAGACCAAUUUUACUUCCCUAGUACUUUUUCUUCAGUUUGUGCCUGAUGGGUUAGAGCUCCAUGUGUAUAGUAGAUUACCCGGAGCCACAUUACCUAGCCAAAUAAUUUGUCAAGAAAUAAAGAGAUGAAAAAAAUCAACUCACUAUAUUGCUGCUGAGAGCUCUGCAUAAUCUAAACCUUAUAAAAUAACCUGAGGCUUAUUUUUUAGGUUACUGAGCCUAUUUAUUUACAGUGUGUGUCUUCGGACAGUGCCUAUUUUUACAUAUGUUGUAGUUAUGAAGGAGAACCAGCUGGUGGCAGUACGUGUUCACAGCUGACGUUACACUUCAUAGUACAAAUGUGAAAUGCAGAUAGACUAUGACCUUUGACAGUGAUAAUUAUAAUUACAAGUAAGAAAAACUGCAUUUAAUCAAGUUUUUUUUUCAGUUCUUCCUCUGCUUGAAAGUAUCAACAGAUUGACACUGCUGACUGUGAUAUGCUGCGCACCAAAAUGCCUCAUAGAUUUAUAUCUCAUUUCUAGAUAUUGAAGCUCUAUAUUUUUUGCUGCAUAUUAAAGGGAAAAUAUAUGGCAUCCCAUUACUUAUGAAUGUCUGCCAGUGAGUCUUUUCAUUACAAUCUAUCAUCUUAAUUCAGUGUAUUUUUUUCUGCCAUGACAUAGGAUUUUUGCCAUCACUGUUUUAUUAUGGCUACUAUUGAUUUGCUAUUAUCACUGCUGCUUAGUUCAAACAUGCUUGAAUAAAUGCUGUUUCC